AUGGUCAGUGAGGACAGGGGUCCAGCCUGUAGUAAUUACUGUACAACUGGAGACAGAGGUGGCCAGUGCAGGGCUGUGAACAACUCCGUGACUUCCCCUUCCACCUGCAGGGCUGUGAACAACUCCCUGACUUCCCUCUCCAGCUGCAGGGCUGUAAACAACUCCCUGACUUCCCCCUCCAGCUGCAGGGCUGUGAACAACUCCCUAACUUCCCCCUCAAGCUGGAGGGCUGUGAACAACUCCCUGAGUUCCCCCGCCAGCUGCAGGGCUGUGAACAACUACCUGACUUCCCCCUCCAGCUGCAGGGCUGUGAACAACUCCCUGACUUCCUUUAGCUGCAGGGCUGUGAACAACUCCCUGACCUCCUCCUCCAGCAGCAGGGCUGCGAACAACUCCCUGACAUCCCCCUCCAGCUGCAGGGCUGUGAACAACUACCUGACCUCCUCCUCCAGCUGCAGGGCUGUGAAGAACUACCUGACUUCCCCCUCAAGCUGCAGGGCUGUGAACAACUCCCUAACUUCCCCCUCCAGCAGCAGGGCUGUGAACAACUCCCUGACCUCCUCCUCCAGCAGCAGGGCUGCGAACAACUCCCUGACAUCCCCCUCAAGCUGCAGGGCUGUGAACAACUCCCUGACAUCCCCCUCUAGCUGCAGGGCUGUGAACAACUCCCUGACUUCCCCCUCAAGCUGCAGGGCUGUGAACAACUCCCUAACUUCCCCCUCCAGCUGCAGGGUUGUGAACAACUCCGUGACUUCCUCCUCCAGCUGCAGGGCUGUGAACAACUCCCUAACUUCCCCCACCCAGCUGCAGGGUUGUGAACAACUCCUUGACUUCCCCCUCCAGCUGCAGGGCUGUGAACAACUCCCUAACUUCCCCCUCCAGCUGCAGGGCUGUGAACAACUCCCUGACUUCCCCCUCCAGCUGCAGGGCUGUGAACAACUCCCUGACUUCCCCCUCCAGCUGCAGGGCUGUGAACAACUCCCUAACUUCCCCCUCCAGCUGCAGGGCUGUGAACAACUCCCUGACUUCCCCCUCCAGCUGCAGGGCUGUGAACCACUCCCUGACUUCCCCCUCCAGCUGCAGGGCUGUGAACAACUACCUGACUUCCUUCAGCUGCAGGGCUGUGAACAACUCGUCGGUGGGUCCAAAUGA
Molecule: messenger RNA, 1152 nt
Organism: Haliotis rufescens (red abalone)
Lineage: Eukaryota; Metazoa; Mollusca; Gastropoda; Lepetellida; Haliotidae
Product: putative protein TPRXL
Exons: 1
Coding region: 1-1152 (383 amino acids)
Source: RefSeq, a predicted model, not a curated record